CCAAAAGCCCCAAAACCCUAACGGCCUAACCAGUAAACCCUCUAUUCCUAUCGCCAUCUCUCUUACCCUCUCUGUUGAAGAAGUUGCAGAGGAGAAAUGCCAGGUAAGGUUUCUAGGCUCAUUCUCUCCAGACUUUUCAAACCUCUCCCUCAUUCCUCUGAAAGAGUUUCGAACAAUAAUUCAACGAUACCUCUAUUGCAUCAUUUUAGCACAAUUCAUGAUGGCUACAAUGACGACGAAAAAAGGAACCAGAACCCCCAAAGUCCUCCAGAGCCAAUACCCAACAGACCAUUGAGAGGAGAGAAACAACGCAUCCCAUCCGAAAACCGUUUCCUCAGAAAAUCUAAGCUCGGUUACGAUAGUGAUGAUGAUGGUGGUGGCCAAAGAAUGAGAGGAUCUCAACGUAUUCCUCCGACCCAAUUACAAAAUAAACCCAUGAGAGGAGGAAUGAGAAACGAGAAGUCCUAUACUGACCCCUUCACCCGCAAACUCGACUUUGGCAACGAUCUCGAUAUUGACGAAAAGAUGAACCAAGCCAAUGGAAGUUCUACUGGUCAAUUUACUGAAAGAUUGAAGAGAGUUGAGAAGAGAGAGAAUCAACUGGAAAAUAGUUUCCUGGAAAAGUUCAAGAUUGGUGUAGACAAGAAGGAAGAACCGCAACAAAAUACUCCCAGCCUAACCUUUGAUACGGCUGAAGACAAAGCAGCAUACGACACACAACCACAAGAUGCGGAUGAGAUUUUCAAGAAAAUGAAGGAAACUGGCCUCAUUCCAAACGCUGUGGCCAUGCUUGACGGUCUCUGCAAGGAUGGCCUAGUACAAGAAGCUAUGAAGCUCUUUGGGUUGAUGCGCGAGAAGGCUACCAUCCCAGAAGUUGUAAUUUACACUGCUGUAGUCGAGGGGUUCUGCAAGGCUCAUAAGUUUGAUGAUGCCAAGAGGAUUUUCAGGAAGAUGCAGAAUAAUGGUAUUUCUCCGAAUGCAUUUAGUUACAGGGUCUUGGUUCAGGGACUAUGUAAAGAGAGGUUGGAGGAUGCUGUUGAGUUCUGUGUCGAGAUGUUGGAGGCUGGUCAUUCUCCAAAUGUGGCAACCUUUGUAGGCUUGGUUGAUGGGAUUUGUAAGGAAAAGGGACUAGAGGAAGCUGGAAAUGUUAUUGGGAGGUUAAGGGAUAAAGGGUUCUUUGUUGAUGAGAAGGCUGUCAGAGAGCAUUUGGAGAAGAAGGGACCUUUCUCACCGAUGGUAUGGGAAGCUAUCUUUGGGAAGAAAAUCUCACAAAAACCGUUCUAGAUUUACUUAGUUGAGUAAAAGGUUGUAAGUUCCGUUUUUUUGUUUCUUCCCAAACUGAUCUGCUAUAUGGUUUGAGGUAUAGCAAAGGAACAUUUCCAUCCAUAUUGUAUUGCUUAUCAACUUUCUAGAUACAAAAUAUGUGAUUGAAUUGCCAUGGCUGUUACAUGUCAA
This is a messenger RNA of Macadamia integrifolia, 1455 nucleotides long. RefSeq names its product pentatricopeptide repeat-containing protein At4g38150. The transcript has a single exon. The record is from RefSeq and is a predicted model, not a curated record. NCBI's taxonomy places the organism in Eukaryota, Viridiplantae, Streptophyta, Magnoliopsida, Proteales, Proteaceae. Bases 97 to 1284 code for a protein of 395 amino acids. Gene Ontology annotation, molecular function: protein binding.